Messenger RNA from Colletotrichum paranaense, 5217 nucleotides. RefSeq lists its product as uncharacterized. The record is from RefSeq and is a predicted model, not a curated record. The transcript is spliced from 7 exons. The coding region runs from base 1 to 5217 and encodes 1738 amino acids. Gene Ontology annotation, cellular component: cytoplasm; nucleus. Gene Ontology annotation, molecular function: protein binding. Lineage: Eukaryota; Fungi; Ascomycota; Sordariomycetes; Glomerellales; Glomerellaceae.
AUGUCACGUAUGAAAAAGCAGGAUCUGGAGCAAGGGCUUUACGUCGAGAAGGCCAGUAUCGUGGAAGCUAGGAUCGAGUAUGUCAGCACCAAGGAUGCCCCAGAACGGAAACCGGAGUUAGAUAUCGUUGUUGUCCCGGGUUUUGGUGCAAACCCUCUCAAAUGUUGGGCCUGGGAUUCGGAGAAGGGAGACGGUAGCUAUGACGUUCGAAGUCAACAGAAAGACGAGAAGUUCAACUGGAUCACAAGUCCGGAUGGAUUAUCGGAAAAGUUCCCGGGCGCGCGAAUUUUACGCUACGGUUUUGCCUCAGCGUGGCAAGGUACCUGCCAGAUCGAGAAUUACUUUGACAGCAUCGUCCAAGGGCUGCUCAUUUUGCUCCGAAAGCACAGGAAAGAAUACAAUGAGAAGGGUCGACCCAUCGUUUUCAUCGGUCACAGCAUGGGAGGACUUGUCAUUGCCAAAGCAUUGACGGAGAUGGACAGACUUCGUGAUGACUUCGGAGAACUUCUGCCUUGCGUCACAGGCUGCGCUUUAUUUGGAACACCCUUUUUUGGCACUGGAAUGGCUUCAUUCUUCUCUCGCGUGGUCGAGAUGAUGAGAGAGCAGGGCCUCAAAGUGAGUGGAGCAUUCUGGGGGAUGAUGAAACCCGACAGCGAUUUUCUUCAGACAUUGCGCCGUGAAAUCACACACUUGGUCAAGCGAACCAGUCCUCCUAUCGACAUGAGGUGUAUCUACGAGUUGCUCCCGGUCGAAAAGACAGAUUACUUUCCUGAACGAGGAUCCAAAAGCAACGAGCCCAAGUCAGUUCACGAAUCGGAUCCAUCCUAUCUAUCUUUCGUAAAGGGGCUCGAUGAGACGAAGUUGUGGGAAUUGAAGGAAUGGUAUGAAUCAUGUCUUAAGAACGAUAACUACUGUUUCGUCACCAAAGCGUCUGCAACCAUGGAUUAUAUGCCAGGUGUGGGACUGCAGUGCAAUCAUCGUGGUCUGGUGACAUUCGAACAUAAAGACACUCAGAAGUACGGUCUUGUGCUGGAAGAGCUGGACAGGCUCGUUAGUACAGCAGUAAAUGCCUGCAGGAAAAGACUGCAAGCCUCAAGCCAACAUAGCAUGUCGCCUCAGGCUGUGGAUGCCCUGAGAAAUAUGCUCAAUUCUGGCCUUAAGCAUGAUCAUGAUUCUAUCGUGAAAAAUCAGAAGGGGGAGAAAUCCUGGGUUUUACAAGACAAACGUUAUAUUGAAUGGGAGUCUCUUGAAUCAACCAGCUCAUUCUUCUGGAUUCAGGGGCGACCUGGAGUGGGAAAGACAUCGGCCACUUUGUCCGCCAUCGCGAGUAUACGCCAUAAGAUCGAGAAGAGCCUCAAUCCAGGGAACGCUGGCCUCACACCGCUCUUGGCUUAUUUUCUAUGCGACUCGUCCAGGAACGGUUCAUCUGCGAUUGAGCUACUCAAGUCGCUCGUGCUUCAACUCAUCAGCCAAAAUCCGCUUCUGGCUGAUCACGGCAAGCAUCUUCUGAGAAAGAGCCAAUACCAUAGGAGUAUCUACCCCGCCGAUGAGCUUUCGGGCGACGAUACUAUGGCCACCAUGAGUCUGCCCAAUCUUUGGCGUUGUUUCACAGAUAUCAUCGCCGACGAUUCUAUUGGCGACAUUUACGUCGUCAUCAACAACAUCCAUUUGUUGAAACAUGACGAGGAUUCUGACUCGCUUAUUGAAUCCAUCUACCAUAGCAUUAUCGCACCAAGCAACGACCAGGAUCGAACCGGGGGUCGGAGCAAUCGCCGAUGGCUAAUUACGCGCACAGAAGGUGCGGAUGGUCGUCGUUUCGAAAAGCUGAUUGAUACUGGGAUCUCGUAUGUUGCUGAUCUAUCCACCAGUGAAUUCGCCGAGAAGGUCAAAAACUCUUUGAAGUACUACGUACAGAGAAAGGUUGUCAACCUACAUCAGACCAAAUACUACGAACCUGACCAAAGGUACAUGAUAGAGGACAUGAUGAUCGACCAUGCCGACAAUACACACUGGAUUGAUAUUCAGUGUAUUCGACUGGAGGAGUUGGAGCAGCAGAGCAGUACGGAGACCAUAACGAAGACCUUGGGACUCACAAAUGCUUCGAGCUUGGAGAAACUAGUGCGCCAUUGCUGGUUGACGGUCCUCGAGCGGAACCCACAACUCACACUUUCCCUCGCGGAGAUUCUCAGGGCACUGGUCUUGGCUUUCCGAAGUCCAUCUGUCGAAGAGCUUUGUAUUCUGUCUGGUAUCAAAGACGAGAGUAAGGUGAUUCUUCUGAUUGACCAGUGCGCGCCAAUGAUACGUCUAGAUCGCCAGGAGAAAGGCAUUACGUUUGUCAAGUUUGAGAAUGCCACCCUCAAGAAUCAGCUUCUCUUGAAAUCAGAUGAGCUUCUAGGCUUGUCAGGAGUUUCUGUUAACGAGAAGUCAAGAGCGGAAACAAAACGUUACCAUGGUGUCCUUGCUUGGAGGUGCUUUUCUUACAUGCAAAAGGCUCUCAGCCCCGCAGUAGCUGGGGUGAACCGAUCGAUGUUCGUCGGAUCAUCAUAUCCUUUGGACUUUUGGAUGGACCAUGCCAUACGGGGCAAGUCGGAACUUUCGGAAGAUCUCGCUCGCCACUUACAUGUCUUCUGGGAGAGAGUGUCACCUCUAAGGAAUGCCUGGCUAGCAUUGUCUUUACCAACUGCGCAAUCCUUUGAGCACGGCAUUUCCACUGAAGGUAUGACGGCGCUGCAUGCAGCUGCAGCAUACGGAUUUGACAGGCUCGUAUCGAGCUUGAUCACGAAUGGACACCAGCAUGAAGUGGAUUGCGCCAAUCUAGAUGGAUACACUCCGCUCCAUAUUGCCGCUGUCUUCAAUCAUACUGAGACGAUCAAAGUACUCCUCAAUGAUAGCGGGGAAGACGCCGUUAACAAGCAUAUGAAACUUCUUGGGACUCCUCUUCAUUUGUCUGCGAUCCAAGGUCAUCUUGCGACUUUGAAGCUUCUUUUGAGCAGAGGAGCAAAUCCAAAUGCUUUGAGCGAGACUUAUGGCCCAGUCAUCAAUGCUGCUAUUAAAUCCGGGCGCAGCGAAGCAGUGCAAGAGCUACUUGGGCAUAAAAACAUCGACCUGGAUGCAUCCAAUCCCGAUGGCUCACCGCCUCUUGCACUCGCGGCGGGCUUGUCUCCAGAGGAUGUGUUCAAACAGAUACUACUUGGAGGCAAGGCGAAAUGGACAGCGCAACAUCACAGACAAGCCUUGGUACAAGCAUGCCGUAACAACAAGCCGGGAAAUAUCAGAGCUCUUCUUGAACACCCAAGAACCUCUUUCAAUGACGAUACUCUAGCAUCUGCAGUGCUCACUGCUGCCAUUGAGAACAAUUGGGAUUGCGUUUUAGCGAUUUCCCGACCAGACUUAGGCGGCAGCAAUGUUUUCUAUCUGGCAGCAGUGACCCUACGCGAUGGGCCGGCAUCCACUACCGUGCUCAAGGAGACAUGGAGGGCUUCGCACGCAAGUAUUGCGAAAGAAGUGCUCAAUGAAGCGCUUUAUCAGGCUACAGACAACCAGAAGGUCGAUACUGUAGCAUGGCUUCUCGACCAUUGCAAAGCUGAUGCUAAUGCCACGGACUAUCGUCCUAGCAUUUUGGAUUCCGUUCGCUCCACAGCCAUUCCGACCUUUGGAAAUACCUUGGCCGCCGCGGCCUGGGACGGCACCAUCGAGAUUGUGAGGACUUUAAUUAAGCACGGUGCUCAUAUUGACAGUCCAACUGGAUGCCCAUUGCAGCUAGCGGCCAAAGAAGGCCAUGCUGAGGUAGUCAGGCAUCUCCUUAGCCACGGGGCCCAGGUCGACAGAAUUCCUGGAGAGGAGGACAGUUAUAGGGGAUCCGACUUCCAGGAAGGCACUGCCUUACAAGCGGCCUGCGAGGCAGGGAAAACUGAAGUCGUGAGGGUUCUCCUACAGUGGAAGGCAAACCCCAACCUUGGGCGAGGACCAUAUAAUAGUCCUAUUCUUGCCACAACAGCAAGGAAUCGAUCUGAAAUUCUGAAGCUUCUAAUCGAUGCUCCGGGGAUUGAUGUCAACGUAAAGGGACCCAAGAAUUCGACAACACCACUGAUGAAUGCAGCUUUUCUCAUGACCUACGAAGACACAGAGCUUUUACUCAACGCCGGCGCCGACGUCAAUCAGUGGGGUCAUCACGAUGAGACUGCUCUCAUACGUGCAGCACGGAAAGGAGACGCCAAAAUCCUGCGUCUCAUCAUAUCUCGCGGAGCUAAUAUCCUGCAUGCCGGAAAGGAUGAACAAACGGCUCUUGAUAUAGCUGCGAGUAAAGCAAACGUCGAAUGCUUGCAAGUACUCGCAGAGAGCGUGUCUCCGCUAUUCCGCGGGCUCAAGAGGGCGAUUGCGAACGGGAGCACAUUCGCGCGAGAUCUUGUAGCUCGGCCGGAGGAUGAUCAUGAUAUCGUUGACAUGACCACUGUCAAUCAACUACGAGAGAAAAUCGUAGGCCUAGAGAGAGACUUGGAAGAACUCAAUCGCAUGCGAAAGGGGUGGAAUGGCAUGAUGUCACAGGUACAAGAAGCGGAGAAGAGCACGGUGAGCUACAAGAAUCAAAUGGAUCAGAUGAGAAGUGAGAGAGUCGAAGAAAGCGCCCGCAUUGAGAAAGAAAGAGGCGAAUACGAGGCUGCGAGAUACGGCUUCGCCAAACUUCAGGAAGAGAAGGAUGCUCUCAAGCAGAAUGUUGCAGCUGCCAAGCUAAGUCUAGAGGCGCAGGAAAGAGACUUCAGCAUGAGUUUGCAGCAGAAGCAGAAAGAGAUGGAGGGAAUCUAUUCUCUGUGGACAGACACUGAAGCGCGGCGAAAGAGUGCCGCAGAUGAAGCCAUGGAGGUUCGACGACAACUUCGAGCCACCGAAGACGAAGCCAAUAGGAUACAGCAAGCCAUGUCGGACCAGAUCGAAUCUUUGCAGAAGGAGCUAGAAUUUUCCAAACAGCAGGCAGAUGGAAAAGCAACUCCAUUAGGUGGCAGGGAUGACGAAAGCUUCACAGAAGGAGACGACGCCUUGAUGAGCCAGAAUGCCGGUAGCUCGCUGAGUGUCAGCAGCGCUCAAGAUGCCACGGGCGACACUGGCACAGGAAAAAGUGCAGCCAAGAGAUUUAAAGAUAUGAGACACAACUCCACGCAGUUUAUGGCUGAAUUUGUCUCGAAGAAGAGAGGGAGCCCCAAGCCGGAUGGCCAGAAGUAG